Messenger RNA from Panicum virgatum (switchgrass), 1655 nucleotides. RefSeq names its product lecithin-cholesterol acyltransferase-like 1. Lineage: Eukaryota; Viridiplantae; Streptophyta; Magnoliopsida; Poales; Poaceae. Gene Ontology annotation, biological process: lipid metabolic process. The record is from RefSeq and is a predicted model, not a curated record. The transcript is spliced from 2 exons. The coding region runs from base 182 to 1501 and encodes 439 amino acids.
AGCACUAACUGCGACAUGGCCCCAUGAACGUGCUACGCACCGGCCCAACUGGUUCCACCACCUACCCGGCCUCCUCACAUGGUACACGUGUUGUGAUGAACGUAUAUAUACACACACGCAUACAGGGUUGAAGGGGCAUCAUCAAAUUAAAUCUGCGGGGGCGCACAACCUACCUACGACCAUGGGCGCCACGCUACCCGGCUUGCUCUCUGCGCUUCUGCUGCUGCUCCUCCCGGCUUCCCUCCGAGUCCGAGACCACCUCCCCGCGUCCAACCGGCGAGAGGCGGAGGACGGCGUCGUCGGCCGCGGCCUGCACCCGAUCGUGCUGAUCCCCGGCUUGUCCUGCCCCGACCUGGAAGCGCGGCUCGCCGACGCCUACCGGCCCUCGACGCCGCGGUGCAGCCGGGUGCAAGGGGAGGAGGGGUGGUUCGGGCUGUGGACGAACCGCACCUGGGAGCUGGACGCCGAGCGCGCCGAGUGCUUCGUCGACCAGAUGCGCCUCGUCUACGACGCCGUCCUCGGGGACUUCCGGAACCUGCCCGGCGUCGAGUCGCGCGUCCCCGGCUUCGGAUCCGCCCGCGGCUCCGGCUCCAAGGUUCCAACACACCCGGAGUUUUGUUUGGGAACACUGAGGGCUACACUGGAAAGGCUAGGCUACCGUGAGGGAGAAACCCUCUUCGGAGCUCCCUACGACCCGCGGUACGCUCCCCCGAUGCCCGGCCAGGCGUCCCGAUUCUACUCCCGCUACUUCCGCCGGCUGGCGAGGCUCAUCGAGGACGCGAGCGAGAGGAACAGCGGCAGGCCUGCCAUCGUCCUGGGCCACAGCUUCGGCGGCGUGGUGGCGCUCGAGUUCGUCAGGAACGCCCCGCUCCCGUGGCGGGACAGCUUCGUCAAGCACCUCAUCACGGUGGCGCCGACGUGGUCCGGCGGGGGCUACGUCCGCGCCCUGACGGCCUUCGCCACGGGCCCGGUAGGGUUGCUCUUCGUCCCGGCGGCUCCGCAGCUGGCCAUGCGAUCGAUGUGGAGGACCUUCGAGACGGCCGUGGCGACCCUACCGUCCCCGGCGGUGUUUGGGCGCCGGCCGCUGGUGGUAACCAGGAACCGGAGUUACUCGGCCUACGACAUGGCCGACCUGCUCGUUGCCGUCGGUUCCGCCGACGCCGUCCGGCCGUUCAGAGAGCGCGAGCUCCCGAAGAUGGACUGCUUCGAGGCGCCCAUGGUACCGUGGACCUAUAUGAUUGGGACGGGUGUCCCGACGGCGGAGCAGCUGAUUUACUGGGACGGCGACUUCGGUAGGCUGCCUGAGGUGGUGUACGGAGACGGCGACGACACGAUCAAUCUCGCUAGCAUGCUGGCGUUGGAGGAGAAGGUGGGUAAGCAGCCGGGACAGAAGGAGCGCUUCAAAUCCAUCAAGCUUGCUGGCGUUCGACACUCUGCACUAGCCACGGAUGAACGGGCGCUCAGCAUACUCAUGGAUGAAAUUCUAGAGGCAAAUCGCUAGCUAGUCUCAAAAGGAUUAUUAAUUAUCUCGUAUUUUUUUGUGAAAUUAUUAUCUCGUAUUAAGAUUGUUACGGUACUAUAGUACGCGUGCAACCUUUGUACGGAACGAUGCAUCUGUUCAAUAAAGAAGCUAGUAUAUAAAAAAUAUUUAGCAA